AUGAAAGAAACAAAAGAAAGUUAUGAUGAAAAUAUAGAUACAGUCCCUUCAGAAAUGAAGGAUAGAUUAUGCAUGCACUGUUGGGUUACUCAGAGUACUGUUUAUUGCGGUACUUGUAUUUGUUUCUACUGUGGUACUUGUGUAGCAAUGACUCAUGCAAAAAGUACACUACACUAUAUUACUUCAAUUCAAAAUUCUACACUAGUGAAUGCAAAUAAAUCUGUAAAUUCAUCAGAAUUUAAGAAUAUAAAAUGUAAGAUACAUACUAAUAAAGAUUUGGCAUACUGUUGCACAAAUUGUAAUUACAAACUUAUAUGCGAGACUUGUAUUAUUAUGGAUAGCCAUGAAUCUCAUUUUAUUUUGACUCUUCCAGAGGCAAUACCAAGGGUUAAAAAAAGGCUUUUAGAAUGUUUGUCAUUUUUGAAAUCUUCUGCUUUUAUUUUGGGGCAAAAAAUAACUGAAGUAUCUGCAUUAGCAUCCCAAAGAAAAAACACAUUUCAAAAUAAUUUGUUAAAUGUAGAAGAUGCUAAAAAAGCCUUAAUAAAUGCGAUUAUUGCAGAGCAGGAUCUUUUACAUGCAGAAUUAAAACUAUUGAGUGAUAAAGUUAGCUUAGGUGGUAAAAAUAUAUCUAAGAGUUGUGACGACCUUCACAAUUUGUUAAUUCGUGUUUGUGGUGAAUCUAGUAUUUUACUUCAAAUCUCAGAAGAUAUGCCUAGCCAUACCUUAAAUAGGUAUGUAAGAAUUAGUAAUAUUGUUAAAGGAACAUUGGACCCAACUUAUAAGGUACUAGUUCCUGAAUUACAGCACCUUAGCGUUCCAUAUUGGAACUUAAAUAACUUGACAGUACUUGAAGUUUUGCAAGAUACUCAAGUUUAUAUUCAAAAACACUUAAAUAAUGCUAUAAAUAUUUCUGAAGCUAUCUGUACAAUAGCAUCUGGUGAUAUAUCUGUCGUUGAUACUAUUAAAUUAGAUUACUUUAAAACUUCAGUUAAAAAAGGAAAUCAAGUAAAACAAGUAAAACUUCAAGAUAUCCGUGUACAUAAAAUAAUAACAAAUAAAAUAAAAGAAAAUAAGAAUGCAAAUUUGAGAAGUAAUCCUUCUAAGGCUGUUUAUAAUACCAAUAAUAUAGAAAAACCUCCAGCAAAGGCUAAACAAAAGUCUAACAAUAUUUUAAAUAAACACCCAAAUGAUCUAGUAAGUUUCAAAGAGUGGCUAGGUAUACAUAAUGCUAAUAAGCUAAAGUCGUUGAAAAAUAUACAAGGUUUGCGUAUAACUGAUAAGAUAAAUAAUGGGUCUUUAUCUAAAAAUCAAAUUUCCCUUCAAAAUGGGCUUAAGUCCAAUAAAGAGUUAGAAAUAACAACCGUAGGAAGGGACGAAUAUUUAGAAAGAAAUUAUUCAUCGAGAUCUGAUAUACCUAAUACAAAAGAGUAUUUUGAGGCUUAUGUACAUCUUAAGGGUAUCUUAAUGGCAUCAUGCAUUAAAUUAUCUGAUAAAGAACAACAAGAUACAACUAUUCAAGAUUGCUUAAAACCUAUUACUUUGAAAUUAUGUUUUCCAUUUAUAUUACUUUAUGAUUAUGGUAAUAAUAAUUCUCAAAAAUUACAAGAUCACAACUCUUCUGAACUGGAUAAUGAAGGGAAACAAAGUAUACUUUUAUCACACCCAAAACUAAAUAAGAAAGAUUUGGAUUCAUCUUUAGAGGAAGUGGUAGAAUAUCCAUCUGUAAUUAAGGAGAAAGAAACUAUUCUCAUUAAUUUGAAAAUGGGGACUGUAGAAAAACCUGUAGAUGCACUAUUCAUUACAGAUAUUAGACACCCAGGUAUAAGAAUACACACAAUACAUGAAGAUUCAAUUACAAAAGAACUAUCUUCAUAUUUAAGUAGAAAAUCAACAACCUUGCAGCCAAUAAAUGAAGGUUUUGAAGUUUGUGAAGUGAGUUGUGGAAAAACUCUUUAUUCUUGGGUAUUUUCAUGUUCAACAUUUAAAGUAGCUGAGAGAUGGGUAUCUAUGCUAAGAGGAGAUAAUCAAGAACUACAAGAUUCAAUUGCUAGUAUUGGUAUUGCGAAAUUACUUAAUCAAGAUACAAAAAACAAGGUAAUUCACCAUAAAAAAGAAUCUUUAGACCCUAUUAUAGAUCCAAGCUGUAAGAUACAACCCUUAGAAGUUCCUUCAGAAACAAUUAGUAAUAAUAGGGAAAAAUUGCUUCUAUUGACUAGGGAUAUGCAUUCUUCAGAUGAUGUAAAGAAUAUACCUGAUCUGUUAUCUAUUAGAAAAGAAAGAUUAAAUAAAUUGCGAACUUGUAAAAAACAUAAAAAUGAACUAAAUUUAGAUCCCAAAUUAAGAAUAGGUCAAUCUUAUGUUACUAAUGCUGAAGCAUUACUUGUCAGGGGGCUUGAAGGAACUCGUGCAUUUAAAAAAGUUGUUUUGCUAUUAGCUUAUCCUACUCUGGUAAUAAUACCAUUUUUAAACUUUGAAGCUGCAAUAUCCCGUAGCAUUUUACAGGAUGAAUAUGUGGUAUCAGAGCACUUUUGUACUCUAAUUAUCAAGCUUACAAAUGAUAAUAUAAUUCAAAAUGGAACAACAUUUGAGAAACAACUAUUUUAUAUUGGUAAAAUUGCAAGUCAAGAAUUACUCAAUAAAAACAGUGCUCUGGAACAUCUUAAAUGUAAGGGAAAGAUUAGGGGAUUUGAAAUAAUGGUACCUAAUAAAGUUUUGAUAUUUAUUUGUCCAAAUAGUGCAAGUGAAAAAAUGUGGAUUCAAGCAAUAUCACAUCCUAAAGAACAAAAAAUAAUGAGAAAUUGGAGGCAAUUGACAAUACUAGAAAGUAAAGGACAUAGCAAAAAUAUUUCUGCAGAUAACAAAGAUACAAAGUCAAGUAAAACCAGAGAUAAUUUUGAAAGUCUAGAGAUUCAAAGUCAUAGUUAUGGACCAAAACUUCAAUCUAGUGAUAAUAAAGAAUCUAAGAGAAAAGAUUCUUUUUUCGAUGAAGAUAUUGUUCAAGAUGUUAUUUCAAAAAUAAUAUGA
Messenger RNA from Cryptosporidium muris RN66, 3024 nucleotides. RefSeq lists its product as uncharacterized. The record is from RefSeq and is a predicted model, not a curated record. NCBI's taxonomy places the organism in Eukaryota, Apicomplexa, Conoidasida, Eucoccidiorida, Cryptosporidiidae. The transcript has a single exon. Bases 1 to 3024 code for a protein of 1007 amino acids.